CCACAACAUAUUACUUUCUACUUUCUUCGCAUCAAACAAUUUGUAUAUACUGUACAUACCCCCAUGUCCACUGCUGAACGUUCUCCGCUUUCACUACAACCUCCUCUCAACGAUGCCGACCUUUUCUCCGACUAUCCCUGUCCACCAGGUACGCCCACCACAGGCAUGUACGCCCGAGACGGACUGUGGGAUGAGCUGGAGGGGAUAGACGCGUCUUCUUCGUCGGGCUUGAACUGGGAGAACAGGUCUUCAUCCCCAACUGUCUAUUGGUCUGCUCAGACUUCUAGGAAAACAUCACUGGUGCCCACUAUAGAUAACGCCGGUAAGAGUGUGGGGAGGCGAGGCACUUUCUUUGCAGACAAUGAAAGAGGACCUACGGUGAGGAAAAAGGCAUCCAACGGGGAGAGGAUUUUGGGUGUGGAUGAGCCGAUGAAAAGAGUGGUGAAGCAAAAGAGUUUCAGGAUGCUUAGUGGAAUAGCUCUGGGGAAGAGAAAUGAGCUGAAUGUGCAAGUGGCAGAGGAUGUGGAUGAUUCGUUUGAGGCCCCUCCACCAAUGCUGUCAUCUCCAUCUACAUAUAUAUUGUCUUCCCCAGUGUCAAUCACUUCCCCUUUGCAGUCACCGAUCAACCACACAUAUCCAGGCAAUUAUUACUCUUCUCCUAGUAAUUACCCUUCCCCAUUACAUGACUUUGGUCCACCCCUCACAUCGCCAUCCAAUCGUCAGUCCUCCAAGGAGAAUGUCAAGCCAUCACAGUCGUCAAUGUCUUCUUCAUGGAAGAAGGGUAUGCGCAAGCUUUUUAAAUCCAAGUCGCAGGCGGCUCUGCGGCAAUCCCCCCAACAAUCUAACCAGCCCCUUCCACCACUUCCAACAGGCCGCAACAAUCAUGUUUCUCAUACUCCUCCCGCCGGCGAUCGACGCGCCCCUCUCGGAGAGUUGAAACGCAACAACAUAAUGUCUUUCUUUGCUCAGUCAACUCCGGAGGGGAAUGAGCGCGGGUUUACUCAUCCUUCUCUCCCCCCCGAUCCGUUUGAAUCUCAUCUUGAUAUUGCUGCCGACCCCUCUGCCUUACGUCCACCUUCACCAUUACGUCCUAAGCUGCGAUCAAACUCGCCCAGCCUUAGAGAUCUGAAAAAUAUGCUUUCUUUACCGUCACGGCCGAAGAUAGCCAAAGCCAAAUCAUUAGCGAACCUACGAUCAAUGUCGACGAGGAAAAUCAAUCCUGAGAUUGAUGAGAUGCCUGUAAACCGAACUGAGAAAAAGGAUGCUGUAAGAGGAUUAGUCCAGAGGCCUGAUGUCGAAAAGAAGGAAGACUCUCAGAACGAUCUUCAAGGACCGCCGCUUCACCAACGCGUAGAUUUACCUGCUCCCAGUCCACCUCUUUUACCCCCUAAUCCACCUUAUAUGAUACGUUCCAUUUCUAGUGGACCCACAGAGUUAGGGACACCUCCAAACGUUCCUUUACCGCCCCCACCCAUUGCCACACCGCUGUCGGACUCUUCAUCAUCCACCUCGCCAAUUAAAAGAAGUGGCUCAACACCUAUGCUUUUGCCGAGAUCCAGGUCGACUAGCAUGAGCUUGAAAUCACCACCAACCAGCUCCUCAUUCUUUGAUCUGUAUGAGCAAUUGGGCAUUUGGCCCAAGGGUGAGAAGGAUGAGAAAAAGGACGACGGCAUUGUGGGGAAAUCAGAAGAAUCGGUCGAGUCUGACCCGGAGAAUACACCGGCUGACGGUACUGUCAAGGAAUGCUCGGGCGAAGUCAGCCCCGUUACCGACCUGAUACCCACCAAAACGAUGUCUUUGUCUUCUCCAGUCGUCGGGGCCAGCUCCGGCUGGGGACCUAUGUUUGGAAUUGUUUCUGAAGGGUCGAGCUCUCCUGUGGCGCACAGACCAUCUUCUGCCGGUGUCCCUUCUUCAGGCGCGGAUGCCAACUCGGAUCAACAACAACCGCAACAAACUUCAUUAUCUAAUCAUAUCGACCCCUCAGGAGAACUCACCAACCCCACAGAGGAGAUAACCCCAAACGCGAAACCAUCCUCCUCCAGAAGCAGCAACUCCUACCCUGCCGCCCUAGAAAUUUCCACCUUCACCGUAGACCCAAGACUGUCUAGCGAUACACAACCGACAUCCGUCGCCAUGUCCAUCAAGAACAGCAGGACUUCAAGGAUGUUUGGUGCCUCCAGUGACAAGUCUUCGAGAGAUGAAGUUAUUGAUGCGAGAGAAGACCUGGAUAUUGGUGGAACAGAAAAAAAUGGUGAUGAUGAGGACGACCUGCCACUAUGUAGGAUUCAUCCAGACGCUGCUGCUGCCCAGCAACAACGGCGUGAAGUUCGUGAAAUACGGGAGAGAUCCCAAACACUCUCUAAAAUUAAAGUGCGUGGACGUAAUCCUGGUGGGGACACGGACUGGGAUGGCGAAGGCGGUGUGCCGGCACAUGUUUUGACACGGAAGUUGGAGGCAGCCUUGGCCAUGAUGGAGCAGACGGAGCAGACGGAUCUGGCGAAAUCUGUUUCGCAUCAACAUGUGUCUCAAAUAGGCGGAAAGCCUGCUCUCCCUCCUCUUCACAUAAAUCGUCGUCCAACGCGGUCCGAUUCCUCAGCAGCGCGGAAGCCGAGCCCCAUCGAAACCAUUUCCAACAACCCCCAAUCGCCUUUACCCCCAAUCCCCAAACCUCCUACGAAGCUUCUUACUGCCAUUGUUAUCUCAGAUAAGUCAACUAAGCAGAUCACCAUUGACAUACAGCCUAAAACAACGGCACGAGACGUCCUUGUCAAUGCCUGUAAAAACGGGGAUCUGAAGGAACCAGACAGUGGUAUGUCUUGGGUUUUAUGUGAAGUCUUUGCGGAGAUGGGCUGUGAGCGCCAUGUGCGAGAGUAUGAGACUCUCCAAUCCAUUAUCAGCGGUUGGGGUAUGUCCAAGGAUAAUCAUUUUGAGAUGAGACAGUCUGCUCGUGGAGUAACAACGUCAGCCAAGACUGUCCCAACCACUCCUCCUAUGUAUGGCGCAUGGGUAUUGUACGAAACAAAGAAAGGCAAAUGGUCAAAGAGGUGGCUUGAAACCCGGGGCGGACAUGUCUUCUUGUCCAAAAAUGGAAAAGGAAGAGAUGAAAUUCACCUAAACACGCUGUUCUUUGACGUAUACACGAUGUUGGGAGAUUAUGACAAGAAAUCCUACGUCUUUACUCUCAAACGUGGUGAAAUUUCAGCCAACUUUGUGGAUCUCGGCGAGUAUAGGUAUGUUUUUACUUGUGAUGGUAAAGAAGCUUGGAAACUUGUGUCCUCAAUCUACGACGCCAAAAGUUACACCCUUGCCCAAGCGCGCCCCCACCAAAUAGCCGCUCAAUGCACAGCCCAACUGUCCCAGUCGUCAAGUAAUCUUCGGGCAGCGAACAAGGCAUCACCAUUACCAUCUACAAGACCGCUCGUAGAAACGAAGAAGCAGAGGAGUCGAGAGGAGAAAAUUUUGCCUUCCACAGGGAGGGGCCCGCGGAAACUUUAGAGUGUCGCCGCAUUUACCAAUAAUAAGAGGAAUAAUAGAAAGAAGUAAACACGAUACAAAGGAUCUGGAAGGAAUAUCGAUCCACGUUGAUUAUGGGAAGUUUGUUUUUUUGUUGUCUUUGCUAGUGUCCUGUAUUAUCUUGUGCCUAAUGUAUGAAGGGAUUGGAGUAGGACAGAGUUAGAAUAAUUUGCGCAUCCUGAAAGAACCAUUGUAAGCAAUGGUAGAUGCAU
Cryptococcus deneoformans JEC21 is the source of this 3725-nucleotide messenger RNA. RefSeq lists its product as hypothetical. The transcript is spliced from 7 exons. Bases 64 to 3495 code for a protein of 1143 amino acids. Lineage: Eukaryota; Fungi; Basidiomycota; Tremellomycetes; Tremellales; Cryptococcaceae. The record is from RefSeq and is a predicted model, not a curated record.